GUUAAAAUCAAUGGGCUGGGUAUCCGAUAUUAUCGACCCUUCGGGUUCUUUUUGUCUGGGACUGCUGUGACCCUGUGUCCCUUCUAUUCAGUCUAUUCUUUAGUUUGCAAGUCUGCAGCUUGGGUUUGUUUGUAGCCAAACACGUGCCAGUUUAAGUUGAAACACCAAAAUGGAGAAACAAACGGAAAUUUGCGAAAACUACCAACUCAAAUGGAGCUCCUACACGACCUACAUACAUUCAUGUAUAGCCUCUUCAUUACUAUCAGACGAUUCAUUCCAGGAUGUAGCCCUGGUCACUAUGGACGGUCACAAAAUCAUGGCCCAUAGAUUCGUAUUGUCGUUCUCUAGCCUGUAUUUGAACAAGGCGUUGAAGUUUCAAAAUAAAGUCACUACAGCUCUACCAAUUAUGAUUGUACUUCCAGGAGAAAUAACUUACAAAGCCCUAAAGGUCCUAGUGAAAUAUAUGUAUAGCGGUGAGGCAACAGUACCAAAAGAAAUAUUGAACACAGUACUAGCUGCUGGUGAAACGUUAAAAAUUAAAGGUUUGUAUAGGGAAGCUAUUGAAGAAGAAACUCUUCAAAAAUCAUCUAGUAAACUCAUAAAUCCCGAGUCUCAUGGGCAAAAAACAACAAAAUCCCAACAAAAAUCAGUAGUUAUUACUGAACCUCCGCCUUUGGUGCCUGCCACAAACAGUCAAAAGAUAAUUCAAAAUAAAUCGGUUGCGAUACCAAAAGAAGCUGUGAAAAUAUUGUUGCAUGGAAAAAUUCAAAAUAAAAUCCAAGAGAAAGUCAUUGUUACUUCAAACAAUGGUAACAAGUCCAAGAAUGUAUUGUGCAAUUUUAGUAAUAAUGAGAAUGGUAUUCCCAGGAAGGUGAUAAUGUUGAAUAAAAAAUUUUCUCAAUUGGAUAAACCGCACACAAUCACCUCAGCAGAUAUGGAAGCUCAAAAUUCUUCUUCAAACGGCAAUAUUCUGAUCAAAGAUGAAAAUGAACAAUCUGAUAUUUCUUGUUUGGUGAUAAAAGAAGAACCUGUGGGAUGGCCUGAUGAUAUAGAUAUUGUUGAUGAAAAGGAAAUUUUUGAAGAAGAGUCCACGAAACUUGAAGGCUACGAUUCUACUUCCAAUGAAAGUUCUGCUGACCUGUACACCCCUUUGACCUGCGAACUAUGCACAGAAAGGUUUAGUUUGCCAGCAGAAUGGGUCAAGCAUGUACAAUCCCAUACAGAUAUGUUACCAGCUAAAAGGAGAAGACGGGAUAGUCCUGAUGAAGAAGAUGAAAACGCCAGUUUUCCAGAACUCCAAUGCGACUUAUGCGACAAAUCAUUCGUUACACCUGCCGAAUGGGUGAGGCACAUUCAAGAUUCGCACACCAACUUUGAACUCAGCUUGGCGAAUCGGAAAAACGAAAGGAAACAAGUUAAGAAGAACAGACAGCAAGGGGCGAAAAGUCGAAUUCAAGUUUAAGUUAUUUUUGUGUUAAUGUUUUGUUUGUUUUGUAUCCUUGGAAUGGAAUUUUGUAUUUGAAUUGAAUAAAGCUAUUUUGUGUUAACG
Molecule: messenger RNA, 1549 nt
Organism: Ceutorhynchus assimilis (cabbage seed weevil)
Lineage: Eukaryota; Metazoa; Arthropoda; Insecta; Coleoptera; Curculionidae
Source: the annotation of a GenBank genome assembly